Messenger RNA from Xyrauchen texanus (razorback sucker), 3816 nucleotides. Its product is annotated as G protein-regulated inducer of neurite outgrowth 1-like. Gene Ontology annotation, biological process: neuron projection development. Gene Ontology annotation, cellular component: plasma membrane. The coding region runs from base 255 to 1949 and encodes 564 amino acids. The record is from RefSeq and is a predicted model, not a curated record. The transcript is spliced from 2 exons. Lineage: Eukaryota; Metazoa; Chordata; Actinopteri; Cypriniformes; Catostomidae.
CAGAGUGAAAUCCAAGGACCACCAUCCACUGAGAUUCUUCUGGAAAAUAAACAAUCUACAAUCUGCCUCUCACCAUCACGAGCACCUAAAAGAGGAGCUUGGAGUGUGAAGAGAUGCUUUAGCUGUGAAUUCUUUGAAAAUAUGGAUACAGUUCUCGGUCGGUCUUGCAGUUGAGCCAAACAAUCACUGGUGUGAGUCAAGCUCUGAUUUUUCCUCUCACUCUCCCAAGCCACCACAAACCCAUAUCUCAACACAUGGAGGGUUCUGUUCUGACAGAAAGUGAAGUUUGGAAAGCUGGUUCAGGGACCAACUCAAGUUUAAACACUGAUGACAGAAGAAUUGACUAUUCACCCCUUAUGAGUGACACAGUAAGUGACGAAAACCUAACCAAAGCAUCUGAAAACCCUGGAACCACAGUACACAAGGGUAUCUGCAGCACCAUCCAAGAAGAGUCAGAACCAGAGAUUUCACCAGAUCAGAUCAAGUCUUUAAUUCCACAUGAGCAGCGAUUAGAACAGGAUGUAUCCUCCACUCAAACAGCAGUCAAGAGUGAUGAACCUUCAGAGCCAAUGUGCCAACAAGAGAGGAGUGUUAACAAAGAAGAAGAACCACCAAGAAAGACUGAACAACAAGAGAGGAGUGUUAACCAAGCAGAAGAACCACCAAUUAAGACUAAACUACAAGAUCUUGAGCAGGGUAUUCACCAGGAAAUCACAAUACUGGUAACCAAUCAUGACUCUUCUUUGGAAUCUGAGGAAGAUGAGGAUUUUGGGGAAGAGAAGACUUCCAGCUCCCCUACUGAACCUGAGACACCAACUGAGGUUGGAGGACCAACUGAGGAUGAAAGUCUGAAUGGUUCCAUCCUUGUGGCGAACAUUAUCGAGGUCAGCCAAAUCCAGAAGACAAGAAUUAGUUUUAGUGAAGCUGAAGGGCCAAAUUUGCCUGGAGGUCAGGCACAAGAGGACAAUGAGAACUGUAAGAGUGAGAGCAGCAAUGGGACAAACUCAGAACAAACCCAACACGAAAACAAGCAAAGCACAGGUUCAAGUCCCCCAACAAAAACAGACUCAAGCUGCACACAAGCUAGCACAAAAGCUGAACCUAGAGCCUUAGUAAAUGUGAAUGACAGUGAUCUGAACGACCAGCCAAUGCAGUCUGAGGUUGCAGAAGUAAGUGCAAGACUGAAUAAAAUCAAAUCUACAGAAUCCAGAGAUUCUGGGUGGCUCUCUCAAGAGGCCGCUUUGAGUCGCUCACCAGGACGCCAACAGCAUGUGCAAACUCAGGUCAGUCUUGAGGUGAUGUAUCAGUCCGUGGCCACCAGCCCCAUGACCCCUCCUGAGGGUGCUGCUACAUUCAUUUUUCCCUCCUCCUUUGGGAAGCUGGCCAACAAGUGCAGUACAGAUGAGGCACAGACCAUAGAGAGAAAAGAUGCUGAGUUGCAGGUGGGCUUGAAGGUGGAAUCUCGUUCAGUCGCCACAGCUCCCAUGAGUCCCGUCAUUCUGACUGCACCUGAAGUGAUCCCGGAGCCAGAACCACGACCAGGGGUGGCCGCAGAAGAAGUGCCAGAACCUGUGCCAGAAGUGAGCUGGGAUGAAAAGGGGAUGACUUGGGAGGUGUACGGUGCAGUGGUAGAGGUGGCAGUGUUGGGUACAGCCAUUCAAAAACACCUGGAGAAACAGGUGAAAAAAUAUGAGAACAAACCUUCAGACUUGCACACUCUGACAGAUGUUCCACACAUGGACCCAACAGAAAUACCUGCGUUGACCCCUUCCAGUCCUCCUCCUACAUCAGAACCCAGAGAAACCAGUCAAGCCAAAGUACAAAGCAAGAAUAAAGAAGAAAAGAAAGUCACAAGGGGCAGGCGUCGACAGAAUCCUUUUCGUCAGUGGUCUAGGAAUGUGCGGCGGCCUAGCUGUUGCUCCAGACCACGUCAAGAUGAGGAAAAUUAAGGAAAAAAUGACACACAAUCUAAAGGCUCACAUUCACAUUUGCACAGCGAAUUUCCAUAGACGAAAUGCAGUCAUCUCAAAGGGAUUCUGCGCAAUCAAGAAUUUCGCCUGAUGGAAUUCCGGUGGUGAAGACAUUUGCCCAAGUAAAUUUUAUGUGGGGUUCAAGUUUGCAAACAUUGAUCAAUAAAAAGUUGCUUGGUUUGGCAGUGAGCUCUAUGUGGGUGGUCCUUCGUACAUAGCACAUGAAGGUUUCACACAUGCUUUUCAUCUUCCCAUGCCUUCUCCGACAUUGAAAAAUAGCCAUGCAAUUGAGCCAUUAUGAUGGCACUAAUCAGACAAUCUCCCCCAAAUUUGCCUUUAGUGAUAACCUGUUGCAUGGUUUGGUUUUGUUCAAUGAUAAGCCCCUUUAACAUUCCCUACUAGGAGUACUUUCUUUACAGAGCACUUUAAGUCUUCUGUAAAGACUCGAAUGGACACUGAACUACAGGAAGCCUCCCAUAUGGAUAUACAUUAUCAACAAUAAAUACCAUUUUAGUUGGGGUUGUUUUCAUCCACUAUUAACAAAUAUAGUCGUCUUAAUUUCUACUUGCUUUCUGGUUAUUUUGAAAUGGCACUAACCAGCUUUGUUGCUUUGAGUGUUUUUCUCUUUUUCGCUUCUGUCAAGAUCUUGUUAACCAGAUGUCAGUAAGGAUCACUUUUAAAGUGACGUUUUACUUAUAAAAGUUCUACACAAGUAAUAUGACCUUGAUGAAUAUGAAUUUCUAGUAUCUAACAUGUAAAUAUAAAUUCAUAUAUAUUUCAGGACCAGUAGAGUAGAUUUAUAGAGCGACAGAACAAAGUACUGAGAUUUGCCAAAAAAAAUCCCAAAAAGAUUCCUUGUGUUUCAAUCAACAAGUAAAUGAUGUCUCUGAUUCUUCAACAGUGAAAUGUUUGGUGUUCUUCAUGAGUUUAAGAGUAUCUCUUUUCUAAUUGCUUUUGUACAAUCCUGUAAUUUUUUAUGGAUAUGUCUUGUAUUAGCAGUUUAUCUCAGCACACCAGUAACAAACACACCUUGAAGCCUUAUGUUCCUUGCAGUGUUUUGUGACUAUUGUGAUAGAUGUAAUGUGAAAGAAUUUUUAAAUUAAAUCCAUGUCUACAAGGGAAAAGCAAAAACUCACCUGUUAUUGAGAACGUGGACACUGUUGUUGGAAAUUACAUGACAACGUUUAUUUUAAUAUUAUAGCAAAAUUUAGAGAAGUACAGACAGUUUAAGAUAUCUACACCCUGGCGACCAAACUGGCUUAGCAAGAUCUGAGGUCUUUAUUUGCUUGCUUUGAUUUGACUCAGACUUAUGCCAAGUAGGAUUGUCCCAGGUAACAUUUGGCAGGAUUCAUAAGCAUUAUAAUUCUGUAGAUUCACUGUAAAUUUGUUUCUGUUGAUGCAGUUCUUGUUCUUCUUAACCAUUUCAACUUGUUUCAUUUUCUUCAAUGACAGAAAUUAUAAAAAUAAUAAAAACAAUUUGUUUUUAAAAAAUGAAAAGUGCAUCAUCUUGAGUUCCAUUCUAUACGGCAGAAUAUAAGAUGAAUGAUUAAGUUUAACUUAUUAGAGAUUCCAAGAGUUCUGUCAUUGAAACAAAUAUGCUAUGGAAAAUGACAUCGGACUUCAAACAUGCUUUAAUUACUGCUUUUUUUAUAGUGUCAUGAAAAUAGUUAAUUUCCAUCCCCAAAGCUUGUUUACCUUUCUUCUCACAAAACUUGUUCAUUUAAAAGUGCAUUAUGGGCCCUCCAAUGCACUUUGGAAUUGUUGAACCAUAAUUAUAUUGACUGAUUGACUGAAGUCAUUGGUCAACUCUAAAGAUAUCGAAGUUUGGGUGUAGACAUGUAUAGAA